AUGAUUGAACAACAAGCAUUAGCUGAACAAACGGUCGAUUCUCCAGAUAGUGGGGCGCAUGCGGUAAUUGCCACUGCCGGUGGCAUGGAGACGCAGGUCGUUCGAAUGAGGCUCGUGUCACGCGCGUUGGUCGAAAGACGACGUAUCGUCAAACAAGAAGAGGCUGAUGGCCCUCUUUCCGUUAUUGUGCAACCUCAAGAAGAAUCCAGGGACUCAGAAUUACUUAGUCCUGGAAAACUUAGUCCUGGCACCGUAACAGUGGCUAAUAUGAUAGACAACAAUGAUUACCGCACCUUGAAUCCUGAGCCAACUUACCAGACGUUAACCUCUGUGAACGGCAGAAUGUCGCCUCCAGGAUAUAGUCCCAGUUCUUCUUAUGCAACUUUGACACCACUUCAACCUUUACCGCCCAUAUCAACGAUGUCAGACAAGUUUGCAUACGGACAUGCUAGUAAUGUAACUGGUUCAUUUACAGUCAUGCAAAACAAUAGUAUCAGUGGUAUCAAUUUGGGCUUAGGGGUAAAUACUAACACAAAUUAUACGAUGACCAAUAUGGGAAUGACUCCACCGCACAACUACUCAUCGCCUGGAAUGGGAAUGCAGCAGCAACCUAGCCCAAUAAGUCCGCAAAGUUCGUAUAGCCAAAACGGUUUAUCUUCUCCACAGAAAAGCAUGUCUCCUCCGAGUUAUGAUUCUCCUUAUGGUACUCAAAGAGACAUUGUAGCUCGGUUACAUAGUCCUCAACUCAGUCCGCCUUCCGCGUCGCUCAGUUCGCCUGAUGGUACUCUAGUCACUAGUUUUAGUUCAGCUAAUUUAAAUGGACUCAGUUUACAAAAUCAUCCUCCUACAUUAGUGCAAAUCACACCUCAACCUAGAGACUGUUCUCCAUCACCACCAGUGGUAACUUUACAGGCAGGCCCUGUGUCGCAGCAACAACAAACGAUGCUCUCGUCUAAAAACACCAGUCCUGGAUCCCUAAGUGUUCCAGCUAUAGCGGCAGACGUUGAGGAAAUCAACACCAAAGAACUAGCUCAGAGGAUUAGUGCAGAACUGAAACGAUAUAGCAUUCCGCAAGCAAUUUUUGCCCAGAGGGUGUUGUGUCGGUCACAAGGGACACUUUCUGACUUGCUGAGAAAUCCAAAACCUUGGUCCAAGCUGAAAUCUGGUAGAGAAACAUUCAGGAGGAUGUGGAAAUGGCUGCAAGAACCGGAAUUUCAAAGAAUGUCUGCAUUAAGGCUAGCAGGUUAG
This is a messenger RNA of Diabrotica balteata, 1248 nucleotides long. The record is from the annotation of a GenBank genome assembly. Lineage: Eukaryota; Metazoa; Arthropoda; Insecta; Coleoptera; Chrysomelidae.